CCCCAUCCCAACUGCUUCUUCCACCUAGGGGCCAAUGACUGGCCUUCUGCUGCCAUCAUGGAAUACCUUCCCAGUCUGCAGCAAGAAUUCGAUGAGCUGAAGCCAUCGCUGUUCGAGCUACUCGCCGAACAACAGCUCUCCGACCUUCUCCCCCCUUCAAUCCGAUACAUCCUCGCCGUCGCGACCCAUCGCCAUCCACGAUAUCUCCUCCGAAUUCUCAACUCCUACGACGAGAUCUACGCGCUCCUCUCCCUCGUCGUCGAACGCUACUACCUACGCACCUUCGGCGGCUCCUUCACAGAGAACUUCUACUCGCUCAAACGCGAACGAGUCCUCCUCACCAAGAAUGGCGAGAUCCCUCGCGCUCAACUCGGCGCCCCAGGCCCCGUCCGCGAAGCCCUCAAGCUCCGCACCUCCGAUGUCUGGAAGAACCUCCUCGUCCUCGUCGGAAUCCCCUACCUAAAGCGCAAGCUCGACGAAGGCUACGACAUCCACGCCGCACCACAAGCAUCCCUGAUCAUGAGCGGCGGCCCCAGAUACAACCCAGGCGACGACCUCCCUCCAAACCCAACAAUCCGCCAACGUCUCCUCCACUACUACAAGUGGUUCCUCCGCAACAUCUACCCCUCCGUCAACGCCGCUUACUACUUCUCCAUCCUCGCCUUCAACCUCGCCUACCUCUUCGACAACACCAAAUACUCCUCCCCUUUCCUCUGGCUCAUCGGCACCCGCAUCCGCCGUCUCAGCUCCGCAGACCACCGCGCCAUCGCCUCCAUCCUCGACCCUAAACCCACUCCCGGAUCUGGUCCCGGCGGCGCAGGCGCCCGCACCCGCCCCGGCUCCGGCCUCCUGGGCCUCCUCAGCCCGCAGAACCUCUACCCCCAACUCCUCACCUCCCUCCGCUACUUCCUCCCGGUGUCGAUCUUCGCCCUCAAGUUCCUCGAAUGGUGGCACGCAAGUGACUUCUCGCGCCAGCUCGCUCGCAAAGCAACCGAGGUCCUGGACCUCCCUGCCCCCGUCGCAGCAGGAAUGACGCCUCCCUCGGAGAAGCGUAAAGCAGCCGCCGCUGCCGCAGAGAAACAACAACAGCAACAGCAGCAGCAACCAUCAUCCCCUACCCUCAAAUCAGCACUCAAAUCAACCCCGCCAGCACGCACACGCAUCCAACCCCCCAUCUCAGCAACUUCCUAUCUACCCAUCUUCACCGUGCCACUUCCCCCACCAGACUCGGAUGUCGCGUCCGCGUGCCCAAUCUGUUUGAAUGCGCUUACGAAUCCCACGGCGUGUCAGACGGGGUAUGUUUACUGCUACGUGUGUAUCUUCCAUUGGUUGAAUGGGGAGCAUCAGCGACAGUUGGAUUUCAUAAAUGGGGAGGGUGCGGGCGCGGCGUGGGCGGAUGAUGAUUUGGAGGGGGGUGAGGAGGAGCAUAAGGGUGGGGAUGAUGGUGAUGAGGAGGAGAUGAAGAAGUCGAGGAGUAGACGUGGGAAGUGGGAGAGUGGGAAGGGGAGGUGUCCGGUUACGGGGAGGAGAGUGCUUGGGGGGACGGAGGGGUUGAGGAGGGUGUUGGUGUAG
This is a messenger RNA of Aspergillus neoniger CBS 115656, 1572 nucleotides long. RefSeq names its product ubiquitin-protein ligase peroxin 12 (gene pex12). Gene Ontology annotation, biological process: protein monoubiquitination; protein import into peroxisome matrix. The coding region runs from base 58 to 1572 and encodes 504 amino acids. Gene Ontology annotation, molecular function: protein binding; zinc ion binding; ubiquitin-protein transferase activity. Gene Ontology annotation, cellular component: peroxisomal membrane; peroxisomal importomer complex. The record is from RefSeq and is a predicted model, not a curated record. NCBI's taxonomy places the organism in Eukaryota, Fungi, Ascomycota, Eurotiomycetes, Eurotiales, Aspergillaceae. The transcript is spliced from 2 exons.